AUGCCCUCAGUCAGCGGCCUUGCCUCCAAGUUCUCGAAGCGUCUCGAGGACUCACUCAACAAACAUGUCUCCGAAUUCUUCAACAACGACUCAAGCAGUCAUGAUUCACCAUAUCCUUACCAACAACCAAUUCACCAGCAAAAUGCACCGGCGCCUUACAGACACAACCCUGGUCCCUACUUCUUCCCACAGCGCCGCCCGCCAGGUAGUCCAGCACCUGUACGCCAUCCUAGCAGCGAUCCUCGCAAGGUCGAGGUCGCACAUGUCGAAGAGCUCGGCGUCGUCAAGUCCAGCACGACUCGCGUCGAGCGGGAUCUAGGAUUCCAGGGUCGACUAGGUGAUCACGUCCUUAUUACAUAUGGCGACACGAUGUUUCGGGACGAGAAUUGGAGCGACAACUUCAUUGGCAUGACGUGCAACUCGGUGGCCAUUGCAACUCCCAACCCUAUCUCUGUGUAUGAUCCGUUGUUGGACGAUCGUGGAUUUCCGAAGCAUCUUCUUGAACCGAGUAAAGAGUAUGGAGAGACUCACCAUUCUCUGGGUAUCACUAACGUAGUCGAGCUUGAGGAUGGCCGGGGGCUUCUGUACUUCCUGCUCAAUUACCGUGAACACGUCGAGUCCGAUAUCCAGGGCGCUGGCGUCGCAGAGGUUUAUGUAGACGUCGACCAACAUUCCGGCCAGCCUGUACCACGAGCUACACGCCUCUGCCGAUGGUGGUGGGAUGGCAAGACAGAGCCAUGGUAUGGCGAUUGUUGUAGCGUGCGCUUCAACGGGUUCGUGUACGCUCUCGGUCAUAAGAACGAGAACCCUUGGGUCUACGUUGCCAGAGUUCCGGAACGAGAAGCCUUUAAUCUUGAGGCAUACGAGUAUUGGAACGGUACAGGCUGGCAGCGUGAGAGACUGAUCGGCGCGCUCGGGGAGAAAGAGAGUAUUAUGUGGCAGACUGGUCAAGGUCAGAUCUUCUGGUCGGAGUACCACGGCUGUCUUUGCUUCGUGUACUGUGAUGCUUGGUGGACGGAUCAGGUGCUGAUUCGCACGGCAAAGUGCCCGGAGGGCCCAUGGACGGAGGCUCAGACGUUAUACAAGGCGAUACGUCAUAGAUCUGAUGGGUGUAUAUAUGCUGCAACGCCCCAUCCAUACUUCGAUCCGAGUGGUAAGACGUUGGUCAUCACAUACACCAACAUGCCAGCGGUUGUCGAGGCUAUCAAAGUCACUUUUGUGUAG
Cyphellophora attinorum is the source of this 1224-nucleotide messenger RNA. RefSeq lists its product as uncharacterized. The coding region runs from base 1 to 1224 and encodes 407 amino acids. The record is from RefSeq and is a predicted model, not a curated record. The transcript has 4 exons. Lineage: Eukaryota; Fungi; Ascomycota; Eurotiomycetes; Chaetothyriales; Cyphellophoraceae.